Lepidothrix coronata (blue-crowned manakin) is the source of this 1584-nucleotide messenger RNA. Its product is annotated as voltage-dependent N-type calcium channel subunit alpha-1B-like. The record is from RefSeq and is a predicted model, not a curated record. NCBI's taxonomy places the organism in Eukaryota, Metazoa, Chordata, Aves, Passeriformes, Pipridae. The coding region runs from base 1 to 612 and encodes 203 amino acids. The transcript has 2 exons.
AUGCCCCGAACGAAGCGGGUUUUUGAGCUGCUCCUGCCCAGUCCAGGUAAGGCGCAUGUGGAGCCUGUGUAUGCUGGCAGUGGUUCAGUUAAUGGGAGCCCCUUGCUGUCGACAUCUGGUGCUAGUACCCCAUGCCGGGGUCGGAGGCAGCUCCCACAGACUCCACUGACCCCACGCCCCAGCAUCACUUACAAGACCGCUAACUCCUCGCCCGUGCACUUCACCAGUAUCCAACCCGGCCUCCCCACCUUCUCCCCGGGACGCCUGAGCCGCGGUCUGUCGGAGCACAACGCGCUGCUCCGCGGGGAGCACCAGCCGCCCCCGCCGCCCGUGGCCCGCACCGGCUCCGACCCCUACCUGGGGCCCCGCGACGACGCCGACAGCCCCUCGCGCGCCGCGCCCGAGGACACGCUCACCUUCGAGGAGGCCGUGGCCACCAACUCGGGGCGCUCCUCAAGGACUUCCUACGUCUCCUCCCUGACCUCCCAGUCGCACCAAAUCCGCCGCGUGCCCAACGGCUACCACUACACGCUGGGGCUCAACACGGGCCCCGGCGCCGGCACCAGAGGACGUAGCUACUACCACGAAGCCGACGAGGACGACUGGUGCUAGUGGCCUGGCAGAGCCCUCCGCGGCGGGCGGGUUUAAUUAUGAUGAGUUUUAUCAUCUGGAAGGCCGGCGGGGCAGCCCCUGCCACGAGAACUGCUCUGCGCCCCCGGGGCCGGAGACGCUCCUGCAGCCUCUCUCCUCUCUUUGUUCUUUAUUUAUUUUUAUUUUUUUAUUUUAUUUUAUUUAUUUUUUUUUGCACUAGACGAACGGAGGAAGAAGGCUUCCUCCUUUGGGGGAAGGCAGCACAUCUCUCUGUCCCCCCGGCCCGCCUCCCCACUGCCCUGUCUAGUCACAGACACGCACCAGAUGCCAAAUUGGCGACAGAGGCGAGAAGCCGAGAGAAGAGGGAUCCUCACCUUCAGUGGUGGAAGAGCAGACUGUCCGUCCUUCCCGAGAUCGGCGCAGUUUUUGUUGGGCUAUUUCUCAGUUAAUUUAUCAGCAUCAUUCUUUCCCCUCCCCGGUCAGGGUGGGAGUCGGGGGUCGCAAAGGACACACGGGGACAAGGAUCACGCCCGCGCUCGGCCUCGCCGGCCGCUCCGAAGGGAGAGAUGUACCCGAGCAACUGGGAGAGGAGGAACACAGCCCGGAACAAAGGACAGUCCACUGGGACUUGAUGUUCAGCCACAGGAAUUCCUUUUUGGCAGAGCUGGUGCCACCCCCACCCCAGAGGUGACCCCGGCAGCCGGGACCCUGCUGUGACAGCGCUGCCGUGGGGGUCCCUCUUACCCCACCCACCACCUCGGGUCCUUCACGCUGACACACCACGAAGCCACAAGAGAGCUACUUUGUAAGGACUGUUUUCCUUGCUGCUGAGACUUUCCAUUCCGCCCCUCUCUGCAACACGCCCCUCACUGUUUUGUCUUGUUUACAAUAUAAGCUUGAUUUAGCAAAAAAAAAAAACCCCCAAAAAACCCCCCCACUUUAAAAAAAAAAAAAUUAUCCUGAAGGAAAAAAAAGGGAAAAAAAAAAAACAAA